Messenger RNA from Cryptomeria japonica (Japanese cedar), 1246 nucleotides. Its product is annotated as nucleoside diphosphate kinase II, chloroplastic. Gene Ontology annotation, molecular function: nucleoside diphosphate kinase activity. The transcript is spliced from 7 exons. Lineage: Eukaryota; Viridiplantae; Streptophyta; Pinopsida; Cupressales; Cupressaceae. The record is from RefSeq and is a predicted model, not a curated record. Bases 130 to 837 code for a protein of 235 amino acids. Gene Ontology annotation, biological process: CTP biosynthetic process; GTP biosynthetic process; UTP biosynthetic process.
UGGUUGAUUGGGCGCAUAUUUGGAUGCUCCUUUUUGUCUGUUCCGAAUUCACUAUCAAAAAGGUUUUAUUUGAAAAGGAAGCUUUACAUUUGCAUUUGGAUUGCGUUAGAUUGGGCUGCAAGUGAAGAAAUGGAGGCCUCUAUUACGAGCACUGCUUCAGCGAGCAGAGGGCUUCCCAAAUUAAGUAUCAAUGGCUAUUCUUCAUCCGGAGGAUCCUUGAGACAAAGCAGCACAAGUAGAAAUGCUCUUUCAGCGUUUCGACCACCUGAGCUAAGACUAAGCUCAAGCCUACGCGUGCAUUUUAGUGCCAAGGGGAAUCUCUCUGACGGAAGAAACCAAGCAAAACCUUUUCUCUUCCUUUCACAUCUGGUAGCAUCAAUGGAAACUGUUGAGAAGUCAUAUAUAAUGAUCAAACCUGAUGGUGUGCAACGAGGACUUGUAGGGGAUAUAAUUUCUCGGUUUGAGCGUAAGGGAUUUGUUCUCAAGGGUCUAAAGCUUUUUCAAUGCCCCACAGAGCUAGCAGAGGAGCAUUACAAAGAUCUCAAGUCCAAGCCUUUCUUCCCAAAAUUGGUCAAGUACAUCACCUCUGGUCCAGUGGUCUGUAUGGCCUGGGAAGGUCCUGGUGUUGUAGCCUCUGCUCGUAAGCUUAUUGGUAUUACAAAUCCUUUGCAAGCUGAACCUGGAACUAUUAGAGGCGAUUUUGCAAUUCAAACUGGGAGGAAUGUUGUUCACGGGAGUGAUAGUGCAGAAAAUGGAGAACGUGAAAUAGGGCUGUGGUUUAAAGAAGGCGAACUUUGUGAGUGGACACAAGAUAUAACACCUUGGCUGAGGGAAUAAAUUUUCAAGCUAAGAUUCCUGCAAGAAAUUUUGUGCAAGUGGGAAUUUCACAUCUUUUUGCAGAAUUUUUAUCUUAUUCUUUGCCUUUUGGAGAAAAUGCAAUUCAAUUCAGUGUUUGGUAAUGCGUAUGGAAUUUCAUAGUCAAUGUACUAAAAUAUCUAUAAUCUCGAUUCUAGUAUUUAGGAAUUCUUAAUCAAUUUCAAUGAGAGUGCAUUAGUGUAUGCACAGCUAAUUUUCCUUUUUAUAAAGAUCAGUGAUAGAUAACGAUCACAGAGCUUUAUUGUGAAGAGGAUGGAGACUCAUGGUUCUCUAGAGUCUAAAUGCAUGCCACAAACAGGGAUUAACAUAUCUCUUGUUAUGUUACAUGCCUUUUUAAUUAAUGUUUUUGGAUGUCAAAUGUUAAGAUUCA